AUGGUUGCUUUGUCUUAUUCCGAUAGUCUUGGGCCUCAUUCUCAGCUAAAUGCAUACACUUUUACGUCGCUCAGCAAUUAUCACAUCUCGGAGGCCGUAUUGAAAUCUCCGGACAAUGGGUCUACGUUGGACUUAUCAAGGCAACAUAUAACGGCGGUAGAGGAAUCAGGCGUGGAGGAACUGGCUAGUGUUGGUCGGGACGAGGAGGACCAGGACUCACAAGGCUCAGUGCUGAGAAUUGCUCUGGGACAUAACAAACUCUCUACGUUACCCCCUGCAUUCAGUCUAUUGUCUCGUCUGCGAUACCUUAACCUGAAAAGUAACUCCUUCGACGAAUUCCCCGACGUUUUGACGAACAUGCCGUCUUUGGAUACUUUGGACAUCAGCCACAACCAAAUCAAACGGCUGCCAGUUAAACCCGGAACUCUUGUCAACCUACGCGUGUUUUGCUUGUCGCGGAAUAGACUGUCUCGCAUACCGACAUACCUCAGCCGGUUCAAUUCCUUGGAAAUAUUCAAGGUCGACCGGAACCCCAUAGAGUGGCCGCCACGCGAGGUCACUUCAUUGUCCCACUCCGUUGACUCUGCCGACGCUAUGAAGGAUUGGAUUAUAUCACUCCAAAGGUGGCUUGACGACGACGAAAUGAAGCUCAAUCGUGUUCACGAUGAUUCGGGUUUCGUGGAGAAUGAUUUGGAGCAUCAUAUUGAGGAGGACUUGAACUCCUGGUCGCAGCUGCCCGCCUCUGCAAGCGAAUUCGACGCUGGGAUAACUCCGCAUGCCAGGAACUUCUCCGUUGACUCAGCUUUUUCAAUGUCUUCCGCUUCCGAAUCCUUCCAGGAGGUCGAACCACCAUCACUCAGCGAGUCUAUAGCGCUUGAACGUCCCCCGCCACUGCACCUCGGCAUUCUCCAAGCAUAUAGCACAGAGACAUCACCAGCACACUCACCUAAUGCCUAUUUACCUAGCCCAGCCGCCUCGGAUGCGUCACCACCUCGCUCAAAUGGCAUAUAUGGCGAUUCGGCUCAGCAACAUGGCCGUACAUCAUCAUACGCUGACCUCAACCGCCCCUUUGCUCGGAGCGACUUGAUACCGAAGCAAAGUAUGCCCGAUCUUCGUACUGCGAAAUUGAACUUUACAAAGAAGCGGCCAGAUGGCCCUCCACCGACGAAGGAGGAAUUUUCCAUGCCUUCGCCGUUGUCUUUGCGCCAGGAUUCCAACUCGUCCCUCAAUUCGAACACCCGCGGCACUUCGGCAGAGGCUUCAUCAUCCAAGCUUGGACCCGGGCCGUCAAUGGCUUUCGAACGUAACUCAUACUUUCGGCGCCUAUCAACUCUACCCACCGCCGUUUCGACGGUUCUUCCGCAGCCCCUCCUCUGCCUCAUUGACUCCGCGCGCAGCAUACUCUUUGCUGUUUGUCAAGUGUAUUUAGCGCUCGAACACUACACUGUGCAAGCCACAGAUGACCGGCUUCCCAACGUUCUCCGCAAAGUAUUGGACCCGGCGAACUCGGAUAUGAUGCAUUUCAUCAACUCGCUGGACCGCUUUGAUGCCAUGAGUAGAAAGAUGCUACCACCUCCAGCAAUCUGUCGAGCAGUCGUGGAGAGCUGCAAGGAUACUGUCUCUGUUUUUGGUAAAGCUAUGGGUGUUUUAGCCUUACAGCUAAAGAUGUUAGCCCAUGAGGACGUACGGUAUCUUAGAUCUCUUCUUUUAACACUGUAUGGCGCAACCGCAGAGAUUUCAUGCGCUUGGGCAGGGAUGGCUCCACAUAUAGAGGCCAUCAAACCGCUUCUGUAUGCGAAACCGCCCUCUUCAAAUCAUCUAGCUGCUAUCAGUAACUCUGAGGCGUAUCCACUAUCCGCCCCAGUUACAAAGUCAACGCAUGGUCAUGAAGGUUCGGGCGCAUUCCCUCCUCUGCGAUCUGCCAACGGGACAACUGGUGUUGUGCGUGCACGGCGACACGCUGGCUCGUUCAGCUCGAAGGAUGUCGAAAUUGGCAAAGCUCUUCCAUCAUACGAGGAUAUGCCGAGUCCCUUUGGUGGUGUUGUCCCUGGGGCGGCGCCACGUACCCCAAUUCCACGGAAGAACAAGAGGCAAACCACCGCGCCAAAUCCGACACUAACAACUACAUCCGUCGUUAUCUCAUCGCCGUCACCCACUGCACCGCCGGAAUCAAUGCCUGUUGUGCCCUCGUUCUUAGCGGAAGCACUGAGGCCAAGUCAUUCCCGCCAAGGAUCACAAGCUUCACUUCAGGGCUCAUCAACGUCCUCGUCACCGUUGGUCGCCCCCAAACCGUCCCUCUCCGACCUUGCAUCCACUUCAAAGGUACAAGUCGAUAAUGAAGUCUUGAAUGCUAUGCAAGAGGCUAUCGACGUUGCGCCUUCUGUCUGGGAGAUGAUGGAAGAAAUUCUAGCGGACGUCAUCAAUACCGACACCGAUGUUCGUGAGGGCUUGGCGCGGGCGAAGGCUAUUACCACCCGACUGUCACAAACGCUACGUGCGUUUCAGGAUGGUGACUUCACCACUGCUGAUAAGAGAGCGAUGGGUGAAGACGCUCGCAUCUUUUGCAACUCCGUUGUCCAACUCUCGAGGGCAAUUAAGUAUCAUGGCGGUGCCCAUGCGGUGCCACCGUCGCUUCGACUCAACAUGGUCAAGUUGACCAACGCAACGGAAGUGUUUUUGAUCCUGUUGCAUGUUUCAUCGUUUUCGCCUUCGGCCACGCCUCGUUCUUAUUCGCCUAUGCUAAGCGCGUCUCUGAGCGCUUCGUCGGCUCUUAAUCCUCCCCCACCUACCUCGGCACUGAGUUCUGAAGAAUCACGACUGGGUUUCAGUCUAUCUAGAAGCCGCAGUGCUCAACCCUCCCCGAGUAUGCGACAUCGAUUUCAGGAACCUCCACGAAGUGCCUUACCUACCCAGACUUUCAAAGUGCCUAGUAUUCGACGGAGAGGCAGGGACCCUCCCUUUGACACAGCUUUUCGGUAA
Pleurotus ostreatus (oyster mushroom) is the source of this 2979-nucleotide messenger RNA. RefSeq names its product RAM signaling network component (gene SOG2). The transcript has 5 exons. The coding region runs from base 1 to 2979 and encodes 992 amino acids. Gene Ontology annotation, molecular function: protein binding. The record is from RefSeq and is a predicted model, not a curated record. NCBI's taxonomy places the organism in Eukaryota, Fungi, Basidiomycota, Agaricomycetes, Agaricales, Pleurotaceae.